Scylla paramamosain (green mud crab) is the source of this 3946-nucleotide messenger RNA. RefSeq names its product protein KRI1 homolog. The coding region runs from base 451 to 2901 and encodes 816 amino acids. The record is from RefSeq and is a predicted model, not a curated record. Gene Ontology annotation, cellular component: nucleolus; 90S preribosome. The transcript is spliced from 13 exons. Lineage: Eukaryota; Metazoa; Arthropoda; Malacostraca; Decapoda; Portunidae. Gene Ontology annotation, biological process: endonucleolytic cleavage in ITS1 to separate SSU-rRNA from 5.8S rRNA and LSU-rRNA from tricistronic rRNA transcript (SSU-rRNA, 5.8S rRNA, LSU-rRNA).
GACCGUAACGUGAUCAACGUGUACAUAUUCACAGUGGUUAUAACGAUUGAAAAAUUCCUUACGGUGUGCUUCGUCCCGCAGGGAGUUCAAGAUCGAGCCGAACUUCGUCGCCCACAUGUUGGCUAUGUUUAUAUCGCCCACCGCUCCGUCUUAUUAAUCUGAAGUUGAAGUACGCCAUUUUCUGUUUGUCGUUCUUUUUUUCUCUCUCUCUCUCUCUCUCUCUCUCUCUACAGAAGUGCCGAUGCAAAGCCCUGGCUUGGGAGGAAUCCUGAGCCUCCUGUACGAUCAAGAUCAAGCAGCAGCAGCAGCAGCGUGUGGUGUGUUUGGCAGAGAGCACGCCUCCGACAAUCAAGACACGUUCCAAAUAACAAUUCCAACUAACAGGAAGACUACAUUUUGCUUGUGAAUAAUAGCUUCAGAUGUUCACUUGAGAUAAUUUUGUAUUACAAGAUGCUAAAACAGAAGAAAGUCUUAUUUGAUGACUCUGAGAAUGAAGAGGAUGGUGAGCUGCACAUCAACAAAGCAUAUGCCAACAAAUAUCAGGAAUGGAGACUUUCUGAGGAACUCCAAAAAUAUAAAGAUCGUUUUGGGGAUGAGGAUUCAACAUCAGAGAGCUCCUCAGAUGAAGAUUUUGCUGAGGCAGACAACCCUGAAUUUGACCGAGAGUUCUUGCGGACAAUGGGAGCACUGCAUAAGAAAACUGACCACAAGCUGGAGGGUGCAAAGUUCUUCACUGGCAAUUAUAGCAAGAAGAAGGAGAAAGAAAAAGAAGAGCAGGCCAUGACUGUCAAGGACUAUGAACGUUUAUUGAUAACGGAUCAUGGCGGAGAGCUGGAUGAAGAAGAGGAAGGUCCAAGAUUAAAGAAGGAUUUAGAAAAACUUCCAAAGAACACAAGAAUGAGUGGCUUUGAGGACGGUUUGAGUAGUGAUGAAGAUGACAGUGGGGAUGAACUACUCACCUCAGGGCUUUUUAAAGUCAAGGAGUCUGACAAGUCAUCAAAGGAGGAAAAGACACAGCCCAAGAACCAAGAGGAUGCACUAGCCUUUAUUAGAGGAGAAUGCUCAUCACUCAAAAAUGAGGAUGAUAGAGGCCUGCUGGAGAGCCUGAAAGAAGCAUGGAAUGAUCCCAAAAAGUCUGCAGAUGAAAAGUGGCUGAUUGACUUCUUUGUGAAUGAAAGGUACAAUGAAGAAGAUGAUGAUUCAAAAUUACGUCCUUACAAUGGUGUGGUGAUAGACGAAGAGUCAAUAUCAGAAGAUGAGAAAACACUGGAAGCCAUGGAAACGUUUGAAACAAAAUACCGAUUCAGAUUUGAAGAACCUGAUGAGGAGUUUAUCAAGAAGUACCCUCGUAUCAUCCCAGACUCCAUGCGAGCAAAGGAUGAGCGCAGAAAACAGAAGCGGGUUGCCUUGAAGGAGCGUAAGCAGAAAGAGAAGGAAGUGAAGCGGCAGGAAAUUGAGAGAUUGAAGGCAUUGAAAUAUAAGGAGAUUGAAGCCAAAAUUGACAAGAUUAAAGAGGCAUCAGGAAAUCAGGACAUAGAUUUGGGGGAGAAACUCUUCGAAGAAGAUUUUGACGAGGCACAACAUGAUCAAGUAAUGUCAGAAAUGUUUGGUGAAGACUAUUACGCAGUUGACGAUGGCAAUGAUGAGAAACCAGUGUUUGAUGAUGAAGAUAUUGAUGUUAUAAAAGACUAUGAUCACUGGUUAGAGAAGCAGGACACCAACACAUAUGAUGGUAAAGAAACUGAGGACUGGGAAGAGGAGGACCAUGGUGCUUAUUCUAUGGAUGAUGGCCAUAAUGAGAGGACUGAAGGUAGAAGGUCUCUGCAGCAACAAAUGAUUGAGGCAUCUUCAAAAAAGAAGAGUAGAAGGAAGUCCAAGUUUGCUAAAGCCAUAAAGCAAAAGAAGCCUGUGUUUGAUCCUAAGGAAAAGACUUUUGAGUCUUACUUUGAUGAAUAUUACCAGCUGGACUUUGAAGAUAUCAUAAGUGGCAUGCCUUGCAGAUUCAAGUACCGGAAAGUGGAGCCUAACAGCUUUGGGCUCUCAACAGAAGAGAUUUUGUCAGCCCAAGAUAGAGAGCUGAAUAAGUGGAUUUCGUUAAAAAAAUUAUUGCGGUACCAGAGGGAUGAAAAGGAAGAAUCAAGGGACAAAAAAAUUUACCAACACCGUUCAUCACUGCCUCACGUCAAGCAGAAGAUCCUUCCCAGCCUGUUUGUUGAAGAUCCAGUACACCACCACAUCUCUGAAGAAGAGAAGAAACGAUUAAAAAAUCUCAAGAAAAAGUUGCGAAGACAACAGAAACUUUUGGGUAGUAUGGAGGAAAAUCCUGACUCCAAUCCAACAGUGAACCCUGUACAGUCUGAUUGCAAACAGAAUGAAAGUGGUGCUACCACAGAAUAUGACCCACAAUGUGAUGAAGGACAUCCCAAGAAAGCUAAGAAGAGGAAGGACAAAAAUUCCACCCUAGAUGCUGAUGAAGAUAACUGCAUAUCUGUAGAUGAAACCAUAAAGCAACCAAAAAAGAAAAAGAAAAAGCACACAGGAAAUGAAUCCCAAGACAAGCCAAGUGUUGAAAUAAAUCCCUCAGGACACAGAGAGAUUAAUACCACAGAGGAGCUUCAGCCCAGCAACAGCACUAAAGAGCAAGACAAAACUGUAAUGGAAACCCAGAACAAAUUCAAUUCUGGAGCCUCAGACACAGCAGCAAGCCCUCAGAAAAGAAAAAAGAAAAAGAAAAGGACCACAGAAUCUACUGCAGACAUGACACAAGAAACAAAAAUGAAAAAAUCAGCAACUAGGGAUAACUCCUUUUUCCUGGGUAUAAGUGACAAUAGAUUGGCAGCAUACGGAGAAAACCCUAAGAAAAUAAAAAACAAAGUUAAAUAUAGGAAACAGGAAUUUUGAUAAAAUGCAUAAUGCAGUUUAGAUUACAAAGUCAGUGCUUAACCCGCGCAGUGCCACCACCAUAAAUUUACAGCAUCUAGCUUACCCGCGCUCAGUGCCAUCGCCAUAUAUAUACGGCGGCAAUCUAAAAAAAAUUCUAGUAUAUUUAUUUGUCUAAAUAACUUUAUAAAAAAACACACUAAGUAUACUCCAAUCUCCACCCUACGCACUGAAUGUGUUAGUUUGUUGGUAUGCUCCUUGAGUGGCCCCCAGGCGGCACGCAGCGCGGCAAUCAGGUCAGACUCGUGAGAGCUUGUACAACCACCGGAGGAAGCAGUCAUGGCGCGCCGCCGUGGGUUGUGUGAUGAGAUUAUCUCUGCUUUACUUUCUUCUAGUAGUGAUGAAAUGUUAUCAGACAUGUCUGAUGAUGAUUCUGUACAUGACAAAGACUAUGUACAGCUGAGUGAAAAUGUAAAAAUGUACAAAGCACUAAUAUCAUACGAGUAGCCUACCUAUGCAUAGGCUAUGCUUAUUGAUAGUGUUGAUAUAUGUAAUAUAUAAACAAAUAAUCCAUUACCGAGGUGACAUAACAUAAUUUACGAAUACUGGUGUUGAUCAAAAACGGAUAGCACCGAGCACACUACGAGUAUCAGCAUCACACCAUAUGCGCACCAACAUCAGACAACUUCUCAGGUGAUUUUUUUUCUUUUUUUUUACUUUCUAAGACAACUUUUUCUCGUGUUUUCAUUAUUUUACAUGGUUUAGGAUUUUUUGAAAGCAUAAAAAAAAUAUGCAAAAUUGGCUGGCAGCACAGGUUGGUUUAGGAUAAAAGUGGCCGGCAGCACGCGGGUUAAACCAUGGAACGAAGCAGAUCCCUUCCCCUGCCCUAUUGUUUUGUUUAUAAUAGGCAUGUUGAAUUAAUAUUUCAGAACUGGAACCCUAUGUACAGAAAGCCCUACUGGGCUUAUUGUAGACUGUUUCUGUAAAAAACUUGGGACUGUUUUAAAUAUUGCUGUGAAUAAUGUAAGUGCAAAAUUUUUAUCUAGAAAGAUAAAUAUUUAUUAGA